AUGUCUUCCUCCAUCCUUCACCAGUGUCCAUUCUGUGGUCAUGUAUCUGAUAUCUCUCUUUCCUUGGCUGCCUUCAUCGAGAACCCGCACUGCAUUCAGUGCGGUCUCUCGGUCUCCGAAAGCAACGGAAAGUUGCAAGACGAGCUAGCGGCCUUGUUUGAUCGACAAAUGGCCAUAGAAGCGCCCCCCGAGCCCCAACCCCUUUCCUACAGCGUCUCGCAGCACUAUCACCAUUCCACCCAUGUAAUUUCUUCCCCGAACCCUCCACCACAAGCCACAGAUCCGACCCCAAUAGAGAUCCUACAACAGCAUGGUCUCGACCCCGCUACGAUGUUACCCCGCCAGUUGGAUCUGUUCACGAACGCAGACGUCGAACAGAGACAGCGCUUGACCCAAACGUGGCAGCUCUACGCCAGAUCCGCCGGAACUUUGACAGAUUCGAAUGCAGUAUUCACCGGAGAAGACCUUCGGAUGAAUGAUCUACAAGCAGAGGUAGAGCCGUAUAUGGUUUCCGGCUAUCAGACACACCCGCAGCCCACGGAACCUACCACAGGACAGCCGUAUGCAUCGGCAACAGACCCGGUGUACAAGACUCAGCAUUGGUGGGAAAUGGCUGAAAAACAGCCGAUGGAGUCACAGUACGGGGAAUUUCAAGAGAGAAGCCGAUACGAUGCAGGCAGUGGCUUUACCCAGCCGUCCUUGUUUCAUUAG
Penicillium odoratum is the source of this 711-nucleotide messenger RNA. RefSeq lists its product as uncharacterized. The record is from RefSeq and is a predicted model, not a curated record. The transcript has 2 exons. Bases 1 to 711 code for a protein of 236 amino acids. Lineage: Eukaryota; Fungi; Ascomycota; Eurotiomycetes; Eurotiales; Aspergillaceae.